AUGGCGGAGGAGUGGGCGUACGAGGAAGCCUCGGACGAGGAAAAGCUGCAGAUUGCGCAGCGUUUCUUGCUGGCUAGUCCACCUGGACAGGUCCACGAGGUUCUGCGUGACGUGGCCAAGCUCGUCCCGGCGCAUAUCUUGAUCUGUGAAGAGGGAGAAGUGGACGCUGCGCACUACGUGGACCCCAUCGGCAACCGCGUGCUUGGAUUUGACCGAUUCCAACAGCAAAUUGUACCGGACGAUGUCGCUGAGAUUCCAGAGGACAAAGUCACGGACUUUGAGAAGGAUCGUGGAAGUGCCGGUGUGUACAUUGUGGGUACCAAAUUGGUGGUGAAUUUGUGCACGGAGCGUAUCAAUUUGCGCAACUAUUGGGGAGGACGCUGGAAAUCGCGAUGGGAAGUGGAUCUGACAGCCAAUCCGGCCAAGAUUAAGGGCAACAUACAGCUGCAUGUUCACUACUUUGAGAACGGCAACUUGCAACUGCAAAAUUCCAAGGAUAUCGACGAGGAGAUCACGGUGCAACGUCCUGGCGGUCUGGGUGACGCCAUUCUGCGCGUUAUGAAGGAGGCAGAGGACGAUCUGCAGAGCAACCUCGAAGACAUGUACAUCAACAUGUCCGAGGAAACCUUCAAGGAGAUGCGUCGCGUCAUGCCAGUGACCCAAACGAAGAUGGAGUGGAGUUUGCAUGCCCACCGCACGGCCAAGGACCUUGGACGCAAAUAACACGAGAGAAACAACUUCUAGAAAAGUUGCAUUUCGCAGUCAACACAAGUGAAAAUCAAAAAGAAAAGUUGCGUAUCA
Messenger RNA from Phytophthora infestans T30-4, 801 nucleotides. RefSeq names its product F-actin-capping protein subunit alpha, putative. Gene Ontology annotation, molecular function: actin filament binding. The record is from RefSeq and is a predicted model, not a curated record. NCBI's taxonomy places the organism in Eukaryota, Oomycota, Peronosporomycetes, Peronosporales, Peronosporaceae. The transcript has 4 exons. Gene Ontology annotation, cellular component: actin cortical patch; F-actin capping protein complex. Gene Ontology annotation, biological process: actin cytoskeleton organization; barbed-end actin filament capping. The coding region runs from base 1 to 723 and encodes 240 amino acids.